This is a messenger RNA of Meriones unguiculatus (Mongolian gerbil), 9407 nucleotides long. It is a transcript of the gene Fkbp11, whose product is annotated as FKBP prolyl isomerase 11. The record is from RefSeq and is a predicted model, not a curated record. The transcript is spliced from 6 exons. Gene Ontology annotation, molecular function: peptidyl-prolyl cis-trans isomerase activity. Gene Ontology annotation, biological process: protein peptidyl-prolyl isomerization. The coding region runs from base 8737 to 9258 and encodes 173 amino acids. Lineage: Eukaryota; Metazoa; Chordata; Mammalia; Rodentia; Muridae.
GGGUGCCCGAAGGGAUCAAGAGCGUGAGGGCUCUAGGACCGAGCGUGAAGAGCUCAGCCAGAAUUUACGUCUGUUGGUAGAUUUUAGGGUGGGGUUCUCAGCCUUGGGUUCCAACCCCCUAGGGGGUCGCAUAUCAGAUGUUUACACUGGUUAAGGGGCACCACAGCAUGAACUGUGUAAAAGGUCACAGCAUUAGGAAGGUUGAGAGCCCCUGCCUUAGGGACUAACGCAAUUGGAAGGCCCUGAACUACUUCCUCUAGACGUGGAUCUUUUCAACCCUGGAAAUUAGGGGUUUGUAGUCCUAAUAUGGCUACUCUCUGCAGGGAGGGCUACUCUCCUCCUCUCUGUAGACUGAGUUUAGAUCCUACAUCCUGUGUGAAGUAUUUUACCUGUACUCAAUUCUUCUCCCUUUCUUUCCUUGAUAGUUUUCCUCUCAGCCUCCCUCUCCCCUAACCCCGCAUUACUGUCAUCCCCCUCAAGAACCAGUGCUUUUUGCCCAUUUCUCUGACUUCCAAACCACUUAACCAGGCAGCCCUUAGCCAGCCCUCUUAUCUUCCCUGAAAAUCCAACGGCACUUUCCUUCCUUUAGGGGUCCUCCAAGCUUUUACAGCUAAGAAGUUAGGCACUUCUGUCUCAAGUGCUUUAUUUAUUUGUUCAUAAAAAUCACUUCCUGAGCUGUAGUAUUUUUGUUUGUUUGUUUGUUUCAUUUUGUUUUGUUUUGAGAUAGGGUCUCAGUAUAGCCCAGCCUGAACUCAGACUGGUUGGUUGGUUGGUUGGUUUUUGAGACAGGAUAGCCUUGGCUGUCGUGGAACUCUCUCUUAUAGACCAGGAUGGCCUUGAACUCAGACUCAGAGAGAUCCACCUGCCUCUGACUCCUGAGCACUGGAACUAAAAGUGUGUGCCUUCAGCACAGCUGCCUUUGUCCCCCAGUGCUGGGUUGCAGGCGUGUGCCUGUAAGCCUAUCGUCAGCUGUAUUCACAUUAAUGAGCUUCUGUUAUUAGUCUUUUCAUAAGACGUGGUGGUACACGCCUGUAAUAGCAGCACUCGGGAGGCAGAGACAGACAGAUCUCUGAAAGUUUGAGGUUAGUCUGGUGUAUAUCUGUCUUAUCCCUCCUCUUCCCACCGUCACAAAAAGUAAAUAAUAACAACUUAGCUGAAUAGCAGGCUAGUGGAAGAGUCUUCACACAACUUGGAGAAGCAGGUGACUGGUUCUUUCCUCGCCCUUUGUUAUUCACAUUCAAGGGAGGUAGGGGAGCCCCCUGGCUGUGGCUCUUGACCAAACUUACCAGCUUUGAGGGCAUAUAGGAUAAAGGUGAAGGUGAGUCUGUGUACCUGAUCCUUGGGUUGCUUUCCAAGGCUUGUUUGUCAGGAUUUCACAAAGGACCCAGAUCCAAGUGUAAUCUGGAUUCAGAAUAACUCCAAAAUGUAUCUGGAGGAAAUUAAUGGGCUUAGAUCAGCCCAGUAGAUGAAAGGCAAAACUGUCCCCUUCAGAAGGACGCGUUUCUUAUCAUUGAGGUGCAGCGUUUGAAGCUUCUGGGCACUCCUGCAUUUAACCCGCCAGGUCAAGCACACACAUUCAGUUAGGACAGAAUGUGAGCAGAAACUUUCUCUGUAUUUGGGCAUUUGUUUAAGAUGGGUCGAGCCAAUUUCAGGAUGCUCCGGAAUUGUGGAAUCUUGGAAAUGGCCGAGGAGGAUGCCCCUCCCUUCCUGCUGGUCCCCGGGCAGGCUGUCAACAGUAAGCACCAUCUUUGGUUCACUCGAACCAGUAGCUGGAGAGGUGGCAUGCCAUGCUGGUCACUGGGGAAUGACAGAAUCCAAGUGCUUUCCUUCCUCUGCAGGUUCUUCUAAUUGGGUUCCCUGAUCCAAUUAGAAGAUGGCUGGCAUGGGUGGGAAUGACCCUGAGUUCUUGAGAACGGUACCAAGGGUUAGGGCCACGGCAGUGGAAACCUUGAGCACGGCAAAGGGGCACAGUUGGUGAAGGCGGGGAGGGUCUGGGGGCCGGGAAGCCGUCAGAACUGUUGGCUGUGAAAGCUGGAAGGUAAGGGUCUGCCGCCCCGUGUGUGUGUCACUUCGGCUGCAGCUGGAGGAGAGCCUCUGGGCUGUGAGAGCCAGUGAGCUCCGAGGCUGGGUGUGAACACAGACAGGACGCCGCAGGCAGAACUGCUGUGCACACAGCUGACAGCUCUCUACACAGCCCUCCUGUCACUAACUUACCUCACAAGCAUUCCUGCAAGCAUGCCGCCAGCCAGGCCAGGCAGGAGGUUUUGCAUUAAGCCUUUCACCUGUGCCCCCCAUCCCCACUCCUCCAUCCUGUACAUUGAGAGGCCGGGCUGUGGCUUUCUGGUAGAUCACUUGGCAGGAGGCCCUGGGUUUGAUCCCUGGUGCAGCAUACACAAACCAAACAUCUUGGUGAGGGCCAUCCUAGGACAGAUAGAGUGCAGAGACUCAAGGAACAGAAGGCUCAUGGCUGUGAAUCACAGGAACAUACUCUGGUUUUCAGUUAAAAUACAGCAAAAAGCAUACUACUACAGGCUGUAGAUAGGAUGGGAGAUCUGCCCUGGCCUUGCCACACCUUGCAUGGAUGGAGGGAUGGUGUUCUUGGUGAGAGCACCCAAGGGAUUUGGGCGCUAACUGCCUUGUUCUUGGAUGCUAGAAUGUGUAAGUCAUACCUAACAGCUGGUGGAGGAGGGCUUCAGGAGUUCAAAGCCCUGUGUUCUACUCACAGUGCCAGAAAAAAACAACAGAGAGUAAGGCCUGGAUCCAGCCCCCUGUGGCAGUGGGGGUUGUGGGGAGCAGUUCCCUGUGUAUACCUGUCUGCUGUGUGGGCAAUUGAGUCCUGCUGGAAUCUCCACUUGUGCACCUAGGCUGGGCCAGGCCAGCUUUCAGAAUCAAUUCACUUUCCUUUUUAGUCCAAAGGAAGUGCUUCCUCCUGGUCCACGUCCGGGGCAUUACAUAGUUGCCCUGGGUGGGUUGGUUUUUUGGUUUUUGUUGUAUUUUUCUGGCCCUGCUGGCCUGCAACUUGCUACACGGUGUAUCUGUGCCGUUCUCCUGAGGUUGAAGGCACGCCACCGUGCUCAGCCCCUCAGGGGCUACUGCUUGGAAUAGUUACCCUUUUCUUCUACUGCCUUCCCUUACCCUACCCGCCCUCCAUUCAUGAGCCUCACAGAGCCCCAGAGCCUAGACAGCCGUCUGCCUGUGUGCCACAUUCCAGUUAGCCACUGCCGCGUGCUGCCCAGACGCUUCGGGUGUUCCUGUUUAAGGCUCACUGCCGCCAGCUCUUACCUUCCUCUCCCCGGGCUUCUCUUUACCUUCAGUUAGCCAUGCUGGUCCCCGCAUCUCUUCCAGACAUUUGGCUCUUUGCCUUUAACACUUUCUUCUCUCUUGUUUAAAAAAAAAAAAAAAAUGCUGCGUGUAGUGGUGCAAGCUUUUAAUUCCAGAACUCAGGAGCAGAAGCAGGUGCAUCUCUGUAAGUUUAAGGCCAGCCUUGUCUACAGAGAAUACCGGGACAGCCAGAGCUACACAGAGAAACCCUGUCUCAAACAAUUCCACAUUAAGGGGUUGGGGAUGUAACCCGGUUGGUGGUAUCUUGCUUAGUAUAAUAGCCCUGGGUUACCCAGCACUGCGUAAGAGCAGGUACUAUAACCUCAGCACUUGUAGGCAAAGGCAGCCUUGGCUACAUGAGUUUGAGGUUAACCUGGGGUAUAUGAGGACUAUCUAAAAAACAAAAAAUACCAUUUAAGAGUAGCUUAGACAAGAGUUCUGGAGGCAGAGGCAAGUGGAUCUCUGUAAGUUCGAGGCCAGCCUGGUCUGCAGAGUUCCAGGACAGCCAUGACUAUACAGAGAAACAUUGUAUCUAGAAGACCAGGUCUUUUCUACUCUUCUUCGCUUAUCAGGCCUUUGGCUCAGCACACAUGGAACACCUGAAGGGUCUCGUAUCAGCAGGUCUGGGGGGGGGGUUGAGGCCCAUUUGGGGCUGGGUAUCACAAUCCUGUUUACAUUAGGAUCCGUAACAGGAGCAAAAUUACACUUAGGAAGUAGCAACAAAAUAGUUUUGUGGUUGGGGGUCACCACAAUGGGAGGAACUGUAGCAAAGGGUCACAGCCUUAGGAAGAUUGAGAACCGCUGCCUUACACUGAUGGAGAUCUUGUUCACUCACGGUUUUAUAACUAAGCAGCCUUUGUUGCCAGUACCAAACGAUAUGUAAGUAUGCAGAACAGCAUGCUGUACUUAUUCCCUUUACUCCUGUCUCCAAACCUGACCUUCCUCAGACAUUUGGGGCACAUCCUUUGAGUUCCUUUUAUUUAUUUAUUUUUUAAGAGAUCAGGUGUCAGCUUUUUAAUUUCAGCCUCAGGAGGCAGAGGCAGGCAGGUCUCUGCAGGUUUAAGACCAGCCUGGCCUACAUAGCUUGAGUUCCAAGUCAGCCAGGGCUACAUAAAAGACAAGACAUCAGAACUGAGACUGCGUCUUGACAGGGUACAGGUAAACGGGGAGACCUCAGAACAAUUACAGUCACCAGGCCCAUACUCCCUGUCACAAAAUGGGGCAAGCAGAGGGAGAUAGGGAGGGUCUUGUGUAUCCCAGGCUGUCCUGUAAAUGCAAUUGCGCAGCUGAGUGUGAUUUAGACUUCCAAUCCUCCUGCCUCCACCUUCCAAGUGCAGGCAUUGAAGUUGUGUGCACUGAAGCACGGUGAACGCUGAGCUGUGGUUGAGCCCAGCGUCUGUGCAUGCUGGGUAAGCAGCCCCCACCCUGCCCCCGCGCUUCUGGAUGCAUGUACCUGCACAUCCUUGGGGAGGAGUUAAAAUGCAGUCCAUCCACAUCACGUGCAUUUUAUUUCUUAAAUUGAAGUGUAUGUAUUUGUCUUAGAGGUCUUCAUACAGUAUAGUUAGAUAUUUAAAUGGUUUCUCAUUUAAUAGUUCAGCAUCUAUUUAAAAGAAAACAUGAGGCGAGGCUGACGUGGCUUGAACGCUGAGCAGUAGAGGGUGGAGGAACGAAGCUGAGCUAGUGAGAUGCUCCGCAGGAAAGGCGCCUGCCACCAAGGCAUAGGAGUGGAGUCCUAGAUGGGACCCGUGGUCCUGCCCUCUUAAGGUGUCAGAUGACUCCAGGCAUACUGUGGUGGCUGCCUGCCUGUACAUGUGCGCAACAGAGAAAAAGGUUUUUGUUUUUGUUUUGUUUUUGUUUUUCUGUCACCCUGGCUGACAUGGAACUCACUACAUAGACCAGGCUGGCCUGGAACUCAGAGGUCUACCUGCCUCUAGGAUUAAAUGCAUGGGCCACCACUGCCCGGCAAGUAUUUUCUUUGUUCAUUUGUUUUAAGAGGCAGCUUGCUCUGAGGCUAGCUCAGGCUACAAGAGACCCUGUUUGAAAAGUGAUAUAAAACACGUCCAGAACCAUGCUGUCAGUACCUGGAGAGCUCUAGGCAUGCCAUACUUUCUCCUUGUCACAGUGAGCCAGCUGGCUUUUUUUUUUUUUAAGAUUUUAUUUAUUUAUUUUGAAAGCUCUAACUGUAUGUAAACCUGCAUGCCGGAAGAUGGCAGUAGAAGGUAUAGAUGGUUGUGAGCCAUCUAUGUGGUAGCUGGGAAUUGAACUCAGGACCUCUGGAAGAGCAGACAGAGCUCUUAACCACUGAGCCAUCUCUCCAGCCCUGCCAGCUGGCUUUUUGAGGGACGUGGAAGAGCGAAACAGUAAGUGAAAGUCCCUGUUAGCUAGGAGAAUUGGGACUUGAGAAGGGGCUGUUAAACACCUGGAGCUAACUGAGAGGGAAAGGGAAAAUCGCGAGCUGUGCACAGAGCCGAGAAUGCAGGAAGGGUUCAAGGCUAGGCCACAGUCCAGGAGUAGGGAGGUGGGAUUCAGUUAAUAGACAAGAUGCAAACAUGGGAGAAAGCUCAAUCUCUAAAAAGGUUCUCAGAGCCAAGAGUGAUGGGACUCAGCUGUUAUCCCAUCACUUAAAAGGCUGAGGCAGGAGGAUUCCAAGUUCAUAACCAAGGUGGACUUCUUAAAGAAAAAGGCUUUCAGUUUACUAAUUCAGGAAAGAAGGUGAAGGCUGAGGAACUGCACAAGCCCUUAGUGACGUGGGAGAUGACGUGAAUGCGCCAGCAGUGUAUAGAAUCGCACAGAGGGAAGCUUGGGGGUCAGAGUGCAGCUAGAACGCUCUCUCCGUUAAAAUGGGUUGGUAGGAGGUAAUCCAGGGCUCCACUUAGCAAGGACUCACACCUCCAUCUUUGUGCUUCACCAUCUAGGGCCUGCCUUCCAUCCUCAUGAUCCAAUAUGAUUGCUAGAGCACAACUCUUCUCGUGUACUUUCUGGUCACAGGAAGAAGGGAAGGAGGCCGGUAGAAGAAAGGAAUAGAGCAUGAAACUCAAAUAACUGGGUUGGUGUCCUUAAAGAGCCUUUUUUUUUUAAAUAAAAAGUCUAAAACAGUGGUUUCAACACUUAUAUUUAUGUCUUAUUAGCCACAACUGUGUCUAGUUUCUAAGAUUUUGAAGUGUAGUUUUGUAUUUGUUAAAAUAUAUUUUAUUUUUUUAAUUAAUUAUAAUUUAUUCACUUUGUAUCCCAGCUGUAGCCCCCUCCCUCAUCUCCUCCCAUGCCCCUCCCCCAGUCCACUGAUAGGGGAGGUCCUCUUCCCCUUCCCUCUGACCCUAGCCUAUCAGGUCUCAUCAGGACUGGCUGCAUUGUCUUCCUCUGUUGCCUGGUAAGGCUGCCUCCUCCCAGGGGGUGGUGUCAAAUAUGUGUUCAUAUAGUGAGAUACACAGGUGUUUGUUUUUCUUGUUUCCGGGGAUUAAGCCCCAGACAGGUGCCUGGCACUGAUGGUGAACACCUUUAAUCCCAGCACUCAGGAGGCAGAGGCAGGCGGGUCUCCAAGUUCGAGGCCUGCCUGGUCUGUCCAGGACAGCAAGGGCUACACAGAGAAAUGAAACCCUGUGUCGAAAACCCAACAAAAACCCCAGAUAAGCAUUCUACCACUGAGCUACAUCUCCAAGCACAUGUACCAAUGUUAGGAGUAGAGUCAGGGGUUUCUGUAGCCAUGCUGGGGUUAUAGAUGAGCGCCAUUGUAGCCCACUGUAUCAGUUCGAGUUUUAGAGACUCCUAGUUUUUGUUGCUUGCUUGCUUGCUUCCUUGCCUGCUCGUUUAAGACAGCUUUUGACUGUGUAGUCCUAGGUGGCCUGAAACUCAACAGAAUUUUUCUGCCUCUGCCUUUGGAGUGUUAGAAUUAAAGGUAUAUACCGCAACACCUGGCUGGCAGUUAUUUUUAUUAUGUUUAUGUAUCUGUAUGCCACAUGUGUGUGGGUACCUAUGGAAGCUAAGUGAGGGUGCUGGAGCCCUUGGAGUUUUAGGAAUUUUUGAGCCCUCUGAUGUCUGUGCAGGGAAUUGAACUCUGGUCCUUUGGAAAAGCAGCAAGUGCUAUGAGAAGCCCUUAUCUGUCUAUCUAGCCCCUGACAAUGAGUAUUUAAAACUCCUAGGCUCAGAGGUUAAGAGCACUGGCUGCUCUUCCAAAGAUCCUGAGGUCAAUUCCCAGCAACCACAUAGUGGCUCAUAACCAUCUACAAUAAGAUCUGGUGCCCUCUUCUGGCUUGCAGGCACACUACUCUUAAGUCUUAAAAAAACAAAACAAAAAAACUCCUAGAUUAGGAGUUUUUAAGGUGCUUGCCUGGUAUGAGCAGAGCCCUCGACUGGAUCCCCAGUACCACAAAGCAAACCCCGGAGAGAAAAUGAGAGCUUAGGUAGAGUGGUGACCCUGGAAAUGGAGGCACAGAGGAGGCUGGGGAGGGAAGACCCAAAGGAGACUGGCUAGGUUUCAGAGAUGAAAGGAAUCUCAGAAUACUCCUCUAUGGAGAACCAUCAGAAAGGCCAGGUCAGGUUGUUUCAAACGCGAGGAAGUGUGUUGGGCUUGUGUAGCCUGGGGUUCUGGCCAGAUGCCCAGGUGGAGUUGUGUGCUAAGGAGGAAACUGAACCAAGAAACCGCCUCAGUGUGGUGUGGAGGGUCUGGGUGACAGCCUCUGAGCGACCAGGGGCUAGGUAGCACAGCUUAGGUUGUCAGUAAGGGUUCAAAUCCUGAAAGGGGAAACUGGUAAGACCACCUAAAAUUUCUCGAGACCCUUUUGAAAACUGAAGCUCUUGCACAAACACAAGACCGUUGUUGUCCGCGCUGCUAAAGUGAAAAGGAUGGUGAGGAAAACAGGAAGGAAAUGCCAGUUAGAGGAAAAGAUCAGCGAUUGACCCUUUUCUCAGGAAGGUAGCCCUGUAGUGCCUUCCCGGAUGAGUGUGGAGCAGCCGCCAGGCUCUUCUAAAGGAGAGCACAGUGAGCAGGAGAGGAGAAGGGUCUGGGACACCUGCCUCUGGGCGUAGUGGGAGGGGACAUAUCUUAGGGGAAAAGCAGAGAACAAAUGCGGUCUGUGCUCUAAGCCUGUCGCCAGUUGGCAUGGUGACCUUGGGCAAAUUCCCUAGCUGUGAAGUGGGAGCAGUUCAAAGGUUAGAGAUUAACGCCCCCCUUCACAGUGGCAAAAAGGUGCUAUUGCAUGGUCCAGAACCCGCGAUCACAGGGUAGGGAAUUCCGUAGCCUCUUCCCUCCAGGAGGUGGGGACGAGGUAGGGGGAGGGCUGCACCAGGAGGAGGGGGCGGAGCUCGCUCCUUGUGACCCGCCCAUCCCAGCCUGACCUGGAGCUGAGGCUCCGAACGCGUCCUGUCGCCUGCACCCGAACGGCCUGAGCUGGUACCCCGGCGCCCCGACCCGCUCCAGUCAUGUCCCUGCGCCCCUUGCUCCUGCCGCUCUCGCUGCCGCCGCUGCUGCUGCUGCUGCUCAGUGGGGCGGGGCGGCGGGCUGAGGCUGGGCCAGAAACCGAAAGUCCUGUCCGGACCCUGCAAGUGGAGACCCUGGUGCAGCCCCCCGAACCGUGCACGGAAUCCGCUGCCUAUGGAGACACGCUCCACAUACACUACACGGGCAGCUUGGUAGGUGGACGCAUUAUUGACACUUCUCUGAACCGAGAUCCUCUGGUCAUAGAACUUGGCCAAAAGCAGGUGAUUCCAGGUCUGGAGCAGACCCUUCUGGACAUGUGUGUGGGAGAGAAGCGAAGGGCGGUCAUUCCUUCUCACUUGGCCUACGGAAAGCGAGGGUACCCGCCAUCUAUCCCAGGGGAUUGUCACGUGGGAAUGCUCACUGGUGGCACUCCACAGACGCCUGAGGAGUUGAGAGCACUGGCUGCAAGACUCAGGUUCAGUCCCGGCACUCACAUGGCGGCUUGCUACCAUUUGGAGCUCUAGUACCAGGGGGAUCCGACACCCUCUCCUUACUCCAAGGAUAACAAACAGGCAUGUGUGUGGUGUACAGACACACAACAGGCAAAACACUCAUAUGCAUAAAAAUAAACAAAUCUUUAAAGAUUAACAAAUGCUUCCUGGCAAAUGUGGAG